GGGUCUCACCCUUUCCGGAUCCGGGCUCGAGGGAAGGGGCUGUCGCUGGUCCCCACCCUGACAAACUGGGGGGCUGAGGACUGGAGGUGUGGGGUGAUCGGAACGGGGUAAUCGGAGCAUCUCGGACUAGGUUUGAGGGCGGCGUCCCCUCUGGGGACGUUCUGAGGGUGUGACUGAGUUCACAAAGUUUCCUUUGGGGUAGGAGGAAGGGAGGGAUUCUUUAUUAUUUUUUAUUUUAUUGCCUAAAGUUUUACAUAUGUCUCCUUUUGACCCAAUGGACCUCCUCCCAAGGGAGGGACUCUAGGGAGCUUUGCUAGGGCUUUCUUGCUUGGAGGGGGUGUACAGGAGAGUUGACCCUGGGUAGACCUGUGCGGUGGGUGGAGGGGUGCAGUGGGCGGAGGGGUGCAGUGGGAAGAGGGGUGCAGUGGGCGGAGGGGUGCAGUGGGCAGAGGGGUGCAGUGGGCGGAGAGGUGCAGUGGGCAGAGAGGUGUGGGGAGCCUAAGAUCCCAGCCUCUGAGAUUGGAGCCAGUUGACCUGCAAGUGAGGCAGCUGGACGGAAAUUAGGGAUUUGGGGUUUUUCGUUUGUACUCUGGGUGUGGGGUUUAAGAGCUGAGUUGACCGGCGAUGCAGCCUGUGCAAAGCUGAUCUGUAACGUUCAACACUAGAUGAGCUGCAGCGGUGCUUUUGCCCCAAGGGUCUUCUGUCCCCACUCCGUGCUGCAUCCCCCUUCCCCGCAGGGUCCAGGAGCUGCGGGAAGAGAUGCUUUUGCUCUCUCCCAUGACUGGUGGUACGAGUGGGAACCUUUCCUCUGACCAGAAAGCCUCCGUACCCUUCUUCACCGACGUUCCUUGGCUCGGAGCCUUCCUCCUUUCUCCGAAAUCUUCCUUUUCUGUGCACUUUCCCCACCGGACUGUCCUAAAGCAGAACCUGGAAUUCCUAGCUCUGCUGUCUCCAGUUUUCUCUUCCCUCUAUUCAUGGCGACAUCACCUACCAGUCCCAGUUCACCGCUCCGGGCGGAGGAUCUCCUGAGUGACUCGUCAGAAGCCCCUGCGCUGAACCAGGUGUCCUCCGAGGUCACCUCCCAGCUCUAUGCUUCCCUGCACCGCAGCCGGCAGGCAGAGGCCACCGCCCGCGCCCAGCUGUACCUGCCCUCCGCCGCCCUCCCGCCUCACGAGGGGCUGGACAGCUUGGCCCAAGAGCUGAGUCGCAGUUUGUCAGUUGGAUUGGAGAACAACUUGAAGAAAAAGAUGAGGGAGGAUGGUUCCAAGCAUAUCUUUGAGAUGGAAAGUGUUCGGGGCCAACUCCAGAGCAUGCUCCAAAACUCACGUGAUACAGCCUAUCGGGAUCCCCUUAUUCCAGGAGCUGGUUCAGAGAGACGGGAAGGAGACUCCUUCGACAGUGAAAGCACAGCCACCUUGCUUAACACCCGACCCCUGCAAGACUUAUCUCCAUCUAGCUCAGCCCAAGCCCUGGAGGAACUGUUUCCCCGUUAUACUAGCCUUCGGUCAGGACCCCCACUCAACCCCCCGGAUUUUCAGGGCCUGAGAGAUGCACUGGAUUCAGAGCAUACCCGCCGAAAGCAUUGCGAGCGCCACAUUCAGAGCCUACAGACCCGGGUACUGGAGCUUCAGCAGCAGUUAGCUGUGGCCGUGACUGCGGACCGCAAGAAAGACAUCAUGAUUGAACAGCUGGACAAGACCCUGGCGCGUGUGGUGGAGGGCUGGAACCAGCAUGAAGCCGAACGCACAGAGGUACUUCGGGGACUCCAGGAGGAACGUCAGGCGGCUGAGCUCACUAGAAGCAAGCAGCAGGAGACAGUAACCCGCCUGGAACAAAGUCUGUCUGAGGCCCUGGAGGCCCUGAAUCGCGAGCAAGAAGGUGCCAGAAUACAGCAACGGGAAAGAGAGCUGCUGGAAGAGGAAAGGCGAGCUCUGACCUUGAGCUUGGAGCUAGAGCAGCAGCAGUGCCGGGCCCUGCGGGAGGAGCGGGAGGAGGCUCGCGCCGGGCAGAUCCGUGAGCACCAGCAGCUGGAGACACUUCAGGUUGCCCUGGAAGAAGAACGGCAGGCCUGGGCCCAGCAAGAGCGCCAGCUGAAGGAGCACUACCAGGCGCUGCAGGAGGAGGGCCAGGCGCAGCUGGAAAGGGAGAAGGGGAACAUGCAGAAAGAAGCCCAGGCCGCCCGGGAGGCCCAGCAGCAACUGGCAUUGAUGCAGGCAGAGCUGCGGAGGGCGGAAGGAGAGCUGGAUACGGCCCGGAGGGAGACAGACGCCCUGCAGCUGGAGAUGAGCUUGGUGCAGGCCCGGUAUGAAAGCCAGCGGAUCCAGCUGGAGUCAGAGCUGGCUGUGCAGCUGGAGCAGCGGGUGACGGAGCGGCUGGCCCAGGCUCAGGAGAGCAGCCUGCGGCAAGCAGCUGCCCUGAGGGACCAGCACAGGAAGCAGCUGCAGGACCUCAAUGGACAGCACCAGCAGGAACUGUCCGCUCAGUUGGCUCAGUUCAAGGUGGAAAUAGCAGAACGAGAGGAGAGGCAGCAGCAGGUGGCUCAGGACUAUGAGCUCCGACUGGCCCGGGAGCACGCGCGAGUGCGGGAGCUGCAGAGCAGGAACCAGCAGCUGGAGGAACAGCGGGCCGAGCUGGUAGAGCGACUCCAAGCCAUGCUGCAGGCCCACUGGGAGGAGGCAAACCACCUGCUGGGCACCUCUACCCUGCCUGCCAACCCCCCAGCCCCAGCCGCCUGCCCCUGCAGCCCUGGGCCUCAGGAACGAGAGAAGGGGGAGAGGAGGAACUGGACGAUGCCUCCCACGGCCGUGGCCCUGAAGCCUGUGUUGCAGCAGAGCCGGGAAGCAAGGGACGAGCUGCCUGGCGUCCCACCUGGUCUCUGCAGCUCCUCCCCAGACCUGAGCCUCCUGCUGGAGCCCCCUUUCCAGAACCAGCAUUCCUUCCAGCCCCUGGAGCCAAAGCCAGAUCUCACAUCAUCCUCAGAUGGGGCCUUCUCCUCUGCAGUUGGAGCCUUCCAUCCCGAUCACAGAGCAGAACGGCCAUUCCCUGAGGAAGACCCUGGAGCAGAGGGCGAUGGCUUCCUGAAGCAAGGGCUGCCUCCCCCGUCUCAGCUGGAGGGCCUCAAGCAUUUUUUGCAACAGCUGCUGGAGGCAGGUCCCCAGAACAGUGAGGACCCCUCUGUGGACCUGUUACCCCCUAAGUCUGUUCCCCUGACCGUCCCAUCUUGGGAGGAAGCCCCUCACGUGCCACGCCUCCCACCCCCUGUCCAUAAAACUAAAGUACCCUUAGCCAUGGCGUCUAGUCUUUUCCGGGCCCAUGAGCUCCCCUCAACCCAUUUACAGAGCAGUGGUCCCAGCAGCGGCUCCCCAGAGAGAGGUGGAGAUGGGCUCCCAUCCUCGAGGCAGCUGAUGGAGAUGUCGCAGCUGUUGCGGCUGUACCAGGCCCGGGCCGGGGGCGCACUGCCUGCUGAGGACCUGCUGCUCUACCUGAAGAGGCUGGAACAGAGCGGGACUGACAGCCGAGGGGAGCAGGUCUCCAGAAGGAACGCAGACUGCCGCCUGGGUGAGAUCCCCCGGAAAGAGAUUCCCUCCCAGGCUGUCCCUCGACGCCUCGCCGCGGUCCCUAAGACGGAAAAGCCUCCAGCUCGCAAGAAAAGCGGACACCCUGGCCCCGGCAGCGUGCGGAGUCGGGCGGGAAUCUGGAGAUGAGCCUGCCCUUUCUCCCCUCGGUUGUGCUCUGGUUACUCUUUUAAUAAAUGCUCCAGAGGCUGUUAGAGUCUGUGACUCAGGAAUUGGCAAAUGGAGGUUUUGUAGGAAACUAUUUUGUAAAGAAACCUCAUUUUAUUCUGUUGGAGUGUGUUUUUUAUAUGUCACAUUUCUAUUUUAUAUUCUGUGGAAAAGGACAGGACAGUCUCAUGGCUAGAUGGGAGAAGUUUUAAUGAGCUAAGGUUCAAUGUUAACGGAUAAAACCUACAGAGUGACUAGCUGUGAUUGGCAGUGUAAUUUUGAAUGAUUUUUAUUUUCUUUCUACAUUCCUGUGUUUUCCAACUUUUCUAAAACAAGUAUGUAUUAUUCAUCAGAACAAACAAACUUUUAAUAAAAUAAUAAGUUAUGGAAA
Messenger RNA from Pipistrellus kuhlii (Kuhl's pipistrelle), 4113 nucleotides. It is a transcript of the gene CNTROB, whose product is annotated as centrobin, centriole duplication and spindle assembly protein. NCBI's taxonomy places the organism in Eukaryota, Metazoa, Chordata, Mammalia, Chiroptera, Vespertilionidae. Gene Ontology annotation, biological process: regulation of cilium assembly; centrosome separation; mitotic cytokinetic process. The coding region runs from base 975 to 3704 and encodes 909 amino acids. The transcript is spliced from 19 exons. The record is from RefSeq and is a predicted model, not a curated record. Gene Ontology annotation, cellular component: centrosome; centriole.